This is a messenger RNA of Anastrepha obliqua, 2528 nucleotides long. RefSeq names its product protein a6. NCBI's taxonomy places the organism in Eukaryota, Metazoa, Arthropoda, Insecta, Diptera, Tephritidae. The record is from RefSeq and is a predicted model, not a curated record. The coding region runs from base 334 to 1737 and encodes 467 amino acids. The transcript has 2 exons.
CUGUUGAAAUAGAAAAAAAGAAACGAAAACAAAACAAACACAAAAAUUGCGAUUGUUUACAAAAUUUAUAAUUCCUUAAAAUUGUUAAACAAAUUAAAACCGAUUUAAAUAUUCAAUUCUGAAAAAAUAUUUGACGCGGAAAAGUUUGGACAUUAACGCAAACAAAGGCUAGUCGUCAGCGAGAAGGAUGUAAAUUGUGGUGAAACGCAAAAUUAUGCAAGUUGCAAAAAGGACUGUACCACCACUAAUGGCAACAAACGCAUGAUAUUGUAACAAACACUCCCAGAAGCAUUAAACUGUUUUUUUUUUCCUGAUUGGAUAAAGAGAAAUAAAAUGAGGGGAAGCAAUGUUGCGGUGGCGAACGUGAAAGCGACCGAAAUGGAGUCUCCUAACAACAAUACGAACCAACAAAAUGCAUCACAAAAACAUUCCGGCCAGUUUUAUAUUUCUUCAUCACUUUUCGAUAACAAACGACUGCGGCAGAAGCGUCUACGUUGGGCCAAAGCUUUGCUCGCCGCAGCAGGCUUCAAAAAGCAUCAUUUAUUGCAACGUAAAAAGACUGAACGCCGCAAACGGAAUUUAACUGUUCUACCGCCAAACAUCACAAUUGACUUACUGUCGGACGAUGAUGAAAAACCAUACAAAGUCAAUGGAGUUGUUAAGACAAUCGAAACGAAACAAGUGGCUAUUGAAAAGCGGCCGUCAAUACCAAUCGCCGACGGACCACCACCACUUGUACCAAUAUCGAAUUUGCAACCUUCGCCCAAGCAGCUAUUGUUGUCGCAAGGCUACACUUAUACGGGCCAAACCAUAGAACUCUCAAAGAUACCGAACAUAACGCUUAUACCAGUACAGAAUCUUAUGAACACACCUGCGCCACCGCCAGUCGCUUCUGUAGCGCCCAUGCCACGCCGUGUGAAACGCAAACGCAAGUCACAACAACCGAAACGCCAUGAACAACCAACUAUCGUCAAUAAUGAAAGCAUAGUGCUGAGUGAUGACAGCGACAACGACGAAUUAAUUGAAGUAGCGCCGCCGCCGCCGCCAAAAUUAACAAAAAAUGCUACUAACAACUUACCCUCGCCAACAUUAACUGUAGGCACUCUGGCAGUGCCACGUACAACAACAAUAAUCCCAACAGUCAACACACCAAAAGCGCAGACACCGCCUGCUCCGAAACAAUCCGCUUACCCUACACUUUUAACACCUUACAGUGGACAAGUCGAUGAAGAAGUGACUGUUUCGAUUGUGCCACGGUCCUCAGCUGCAGGCACUUGUCCUAAAUCGAAUGCUAGUGAAUUAUUUCCCAUGCUACCCGAUGAAACCACAGUGCACACUGUAAUUGCGAAUCGUACUUAUGAGCUAUCAUUGACCAAGCUGCGUGAAGGUCUUGCUUCUUGUGGUAUGCCAGAAUUUACAAACGGACAGCAAAAAGCAGCAGUCACACGACGUAAAGGACAAAUAGUAGAUACGCCACCAAUGGUGUCACCACCGCCGGCGCCCAUUUCUUUGAAACUAUCAAGCGACUUGAGCAUUUCGCUGAUCUCAGAUGACGAGGACGACAACCCGGAACAGCAGCAACAGCAACGUCUGGCAGCCGAGAGUCUAUUGCAAAAACAGCCGCAACUGAUGGUGCAACAUUUGCAAUUGCCUGCGGGCGGGGUUUUGCCGUCGGGUGCUAAUGUGGCGUUGGUUGGGCCACCCAGGUUGCCGCCACGUCGUCGAAAGCUGGGUUGAAUGGGGCUGUUUUGGGCGGGUGCGGUGCAAUGUGACUAAGGCUGAAUUGCGUAUUACACAUUUUAGUGGCGGCAGUGUUGAAAAAAAUGCAUAUUUCAUUGCAAUUAAAGUAUUUUUUUUUUUUUUGCGAAUCCACAGCUUUUGAGAAAUCGUUGCACUGCAAGUUAUUCAUACACUUUCCAGGGGUUACCGGUAGUAACGUUGAAUUGUCUCUUGAAUAAGAUUUUAUUUUCUGAAAACGUAUAAGAUAAGCUUAAUUUCACUACUUUAGCUUAUAAAGUUAACGAUUUAAAUUUUAUUUUACUGAUUACAGUUACGCAGUUCUAUCCACCAUAGAAUUUCUCUUUUAAAUGACAGUUUCACCACUUGCUGUGCUUAGAGGUAUAUUUUUAUAAAAGCAGUAGAUUUUAUUAUUUUUGCGUGUUUAUAAUUCAAAUAGUAUUUGUGCUUCAUUUGAAAGCAAAUGAAUUUGUAUACAACAUAAAAUUUUCAAGAAGAUUUCUUGUACUGAAUAUGAACACUCGAUUUUCUCGCGCUAUAUAUAAAGUUAAAAAGAAAGAAAGAAAAAAAAAAAAAACGAAAUAUAAAUAUGCUUAGAACUAAUGUACAAAGUAUUUCGAAGUUUUUGUAAAGUGAUACAGAAUGCUUACAUACCUACAUAUGUAAAUGCAUAUUUACGAGCAUACAUAGUUCAUAAGUCCAUACAUAUUUUAUGAGCAAAAGCAUACAUAUAUAUAUGAAUACUUAAGUGAAAAGAUAAACCAAUAAAUGAAUUUUAUGUAUAUUUAAUA